UUCGCGACGAAAUUCAUGCACACGGUCAGCCAGCUGCNUCACACCAAACAUUUCAAAUAAUUUCUGCAUAUUAUUAAUUUCAGAGAAAAUAAAAAGAAAAAGAGAUUUGUAUAUCGAAUUCGCGCGAAGAAAAAUCGGAAUGGCAUCAACGAAUUUCGAGAGCGAUUUGAAUCUCAAGGCAACCGAGCUACGAUUGGGCUUGCCCGGUUCAGAUGAACCGGGAAAGAACAACAAGCGGUCUUGUUCGGAGAUGGACAAUUGUAGCCAAAUUGGUGAAAAACAAGAUUGUGUUGCCCCAGCUCCCAAAGCACAAGUGGUCGGUUGGCCGCCGGUUAGAUCUUAUCGGAAAAACGCCAUCCAACUGAAGAAAAAACCCGAGCCCGAAAACGGGCCCGGGUUUUUCGUUAAGGUAAGCAUGGAUGGAGCUCCGUAUUUGAGGAAGAUUGAUCUCAAAUUCUACAACAAUUACUUUGAUCUCCUCAAGGGCUUGGAGAACAUGUUCAAGUGCACUAUAGGAGUGUAUUCAGAGAGUGAAGGGUAUAACGGAUCUGAAUUUGCGCCAACAUACGAAGACAAAGAUGGGGAUUGGAUGCUCGUUGGGGACGUGCCAUGGGAAAUGUUCGUCAUCUCUUGCAAGAGACUAAGGAUUAUGAGAGCCUCGGAAGCUAAGGGCUUGGGAUGUAUGUAAUAAUUUUUUUGGAAAUAAUGAAGAAAAGAAAGAACAAAGAAAAUUAAGGAGAAAUUGGGAGAAAUUGUGUUGUGUAUGCUCAUAAUGUGGAAGGUGAAGAGCCCUUGAUGGGAUUAAAAGGGAUUUCUUCUAAAUUUUUUAGCUUCAUUUUAGGUUAAAAAAAGAGGGUUUAAUUGGAAUUGUUUAAGCAUCUUUGUAUUGUACAUAUGUUAGAGGGACGUUGAUUUGUUGAUGUUGUUCCUUAAUUUUGAGUUUUAUAGUUACCUUGUUUUGUAGGUUUAUGAGAGUUUGUAAUGUAUUUUCACAGAAGAAGCACAUGAGUUUGGAGGACAAAUAGAACAAUACGAAAUAUUUAGGUUGAUGGAGUAAAUUG
Molecule: messenger RNA, 1061 nt
Organism: Striga asiatica
Lineage: Eukaryota; Viridiplantae; Streptophyta; Magnoliopsida; Lamiales; Orobanchaceae
Source: the annotation of a GenBank genome assembly